AUGCCCCCACAGAAGAAGUACGUGUGUGCCUUCUGUGCACGUGCCUUCACCCGGUCCGAACACAAGCAACGCCACGAACGCUCCCACACUAACGAAAAACCCUUCCACUGUCUUUAUUGCACUUCAGCUUUUGUCAGAAGAGAUCUCCUCCAGAGACACUGCAGAACUGUCCACAACAUAAAGCUUGUGCUGAGAUCCAAACGCGAUAAGAGAGCUCUCUCAGACGGCUCGAUCCAGCCAGAUAGCGAAGGCAACUUGCACCCCGUCAAUGUGAAUGCUUCAAGCUCUUCCGCUGCUAGUGCUACUCUCACGGCCACUCCAGAUCAGCACCCUCCUAAUGUGCCAGGCCCAGGCCCAGGCCCAGCGUCAGGCCCAGCGCAAGCACCAGCCCACGGUUCGAAUCCCGCACACGCCUCCAACAACCACAACUCCUCCUUCCCUCCUCCUUUGGCGCCUCCCUUGGCCCAUAUUCCCUCAAAUACGCUAGCAGAGCCCCUUUCUCCCCGGGGCCACAGAUCGCCUCCAGCACACCCUUUCCAGCACCCCGUUUCCAACCCACAAGUGCCCCUGGCAGUCGUUCUUCUGCCCAACUCAUCGGCUCCUCUUGCCCUGCUACGGCUCCUGGCCCACCUUCCGUCACAGGAUCCACUCCACCUUCUCUCGAUUUCGAAAAACUUAUCUCACAUUUGCGAUUCUCAGGAUUUGCAGUACCCUGUGAACGAGUUGUUUCUUGUGGGCCACUCGGUGCUUUCGGCUGAGCCAUAUACCGUUUUCCCCAAUUCGCUAGCGGCGUUGGUGGACCAGCUCCAUUCACAUUUGUCGGGUUCGACACUCUCCGAGUUCCGUUUGGGCCAGGUUUACUCAGUGCUUGCAGUUGGAGCGCUCUCGAAGCCUCUGAGAGCGUACGACCUGGAAGAAUUGGCUACCACCUUCAUCAACAAGUCGUGGAACAUCGUGGUGGACAAGUUGAACUCGGCGCAUUCUCUGGUGCACGCCCAGUGUGACGUGCUCAAGAACUUGUUCUUGCUCACGUAUAUUUAUCUUCGUUAUUUCAAUAACGAUCUCAUGGUGUCGUACUUGGAGGACUCGGCUCACUUCAUUUUGCUGAACCUUUCGUCGUCCCCAGAGUACGCAGAGCUCAUUGAUUUCAACAUCGAGGUGUUUUGGUCCAUCUACGUCUUGGUGUCGAAAUACAAGGCCAACGAGGCUCCUCCAAAGUUCUACUCGUGGUUUAUGGCUUCGAAAUUGCAGAAGGGGUCUCCCAUCACUUUGGCGCUGGCGGCAAAGACUUAUGCAAAACAGACUCUUCCCCUCGAGGACCCCUUUUUGCUUGAAGUCAUCAUCUGUACCCUCUCCAAUGAGGUGAACAAUCUCAUUUUCAACAAGGUCUUGUGGCUCUACGACUCUCUUCAAUCCUUGCAUAACGCCAUAGUCUUGGCCAACAAGUCAAUGGCGAUGUCGUUGUCUCCGCCUGCUCGAGGCACUCUGGACAUAUUCAGCAUUUUCAGAACAAAACUCAUUUUGGGUGCUUCGCCAAAGUACGAGGAGCUUUUGCAAACGCACCUCUUCAAGAUCACCAAACCUUACCAUUGGAACAUGCUUCUCCUCACGUUGAGAGAAUUCAAUGCUCCAUUCAGCUUCAACAACUUUAUGCGUGAGAACUUGAUGCUGUCUUUCCAAAACUUCGGCAACAGCUUGUUGGGCUUCUUCACUUACGAGUCCCUGAGUUUCCCUACUUCUCGUGCUCAGAGCCCAAACCCUGAAUUGAACAACAACCUCGGCAUUGUCAGCUUCCCGUUGAUUUUCCAGUGCAACUUCCUCAGCCUUAACAACACCGACCCUCCAUUCAGGCCCAGCGAUCUCAGCAUCGUGGAUCUUGCCAACUUGAACAACUUGAUCUUGGAAUGGUACAUCACCAUUGUUAAGGUAUUGGUCAAUCUCAUCACCAAAAGCUCGCAGACAGAGGCAGAGGAAAUUGUCAGAAACAGCACGAUUCUUUCGUGCUUGUUCUACAUGAUCAAUAGCAAUUGCUCCUCUACUCCAGCGUUUGCAUCAACAGAGUUUUAUUUGCAAGUUUUCGAGGAGCUCACGAGAAUCUGUGACACCUGGUUCAAUUUCAUCAAUCAGACAGCCAAUUUGCGUAAUUUGAGAAUAAACUUGAACCGCUUCCUCAACGACUUAGUGGUUCUUGCCUUGAACAACGACAAUAUGUCGCUUGGCGACUUGUACGUUGCAAACGAGUCCAUCCUCAUCAAGAACAAAAGGUCAAAGUCCAUUGGAUCGAUCGACAUGAGCUCCACACCGUCUACUAGAUCAUCUCUUUCUACUACCAUACCCACUACCAACCGAGGAGUUUCAAACAACUACGUCUUGAAGCCAGAUAAUGAAGCAGGGUCUCCACAGCAAUAUUAUUCCACGCAAAUUCCGGCACCGUCACUGCUUGCACCCCUCCAGGGGGUUACCAAGCUCAACUUUCUGUCUCCAGUGGGUCCUGGAGCACAGAGCCUGAUGGCACAACCCAUGAGGUCUCCCCCGGUGCAUCAUCCUCCAAGCACAUAUGUGUUGCCACCAAUUUAUGCCGCCGUCAAGGAUCUUGGUAAGCCUGGUGACUCUAUGAAGUAA
Candidozyma auris is the source of this 2622-nucleotide messenger RNA. It is a transcript of the gene TRY5, whose product is annotated as Try5p. The record is from RefSeq and is a predicted model, not a curated record. Gene Ontology annotation, molecular function: RNA polymerase II cis-regulatory region sequence-specific DNA binding; DNA-binding transcription factor activity, RNA polymerase II-specific. The coding region runs from base 1 to 2622 and encodes 873 amino acids. Gene Ontology annotation, biological process: regulation of transcription by RNA polymerase II. Gene Ontology annotation, cellular component: chromatin. The transcript has a single exon. NCBI's taxonomy places the organism in Eukaryota, Fungi, Ascomycota, Pichiomycetes, Serinales, Metschnikowiaceae.